Nelumbo nucifera (sacred lotus) is the source of this 942-nucleotide messenger RNA. The record is from RefSeq and is a predicted model, not a curated record. NCBI's taxonomy places the organism in Eukaryota, Viridiplantae, Streptophyta, Magnoliopsida, Proteales, Nelumbonaceae.
AUGGGAAGAUCCCCUUGUUGUGAUCAAAGCGGUCUGAAGAAAGGUCCAUGGGCUCCAGAAGAGGACGAAAAGCUUCUUCUUUACAUUCAAAAACAUGGUCAUUCAAAUUGGAGGUUCCUGCCCAAAUUAGCAGGUCUUAACAGAUGUGGGAAGAGCUGUAGACUACGAUGGGAAAAUUACCUGAAGCCUGACAUCAAGAGAGGGAAGUUUUCACCUGAAGAAGAGGAGACGAUUCUAAAUCUGCAUUUCGUUCUUGGCAACAAGUGGUCUGUAAUGGCGAAGCAUCUCCCAGGUCGUACAGACAAUGAGAUCAAGAACUUUUGGAACACACGCAUAAAGAGGAAACUGAUAAAGAUGGGCUUCGAUCCCAUGACUCACCAACCUCGAACUGAUCUGUUCUCCAGCCUUUCCCAGCUGCUGCUGAUACCACUGGCUACACCGGCAGAAGCUUGUCAUCAGUUGGCUAAGCUUAUAGGUUGUCUCCCACAGAUGAUAUUAAUGAACUCCACAUCUCCAAUCAAAGAAAACCCGGUUUUGAGUUCAUUCGAGUGGGAAAAUCCUUCCCCAAAUCCUUUAGGAAUGGCUACUUCUCAACCAGUACUCCCUGUCCCUGAUUCAACUCUUUUCUCUUAUUCAUCAGACCUGCAACUGCCAGGCAGCAUCCAAACACCUCUUACCAAUGAAAUAACGCAAGCUUCUGAUGUUACAUCAUUUAGCCAAGAAGAAAGCUGGCUCCAGUCUCCAUGGGUUCCUUCUGCGGCCUCUCCCACUCAUCCUCCCCAUCAGCCACCUGCACCAGCUGCUCCACUUGUAACUGAGACGACCAUGACCAGCAACACGACGGGUGACGCUUGCAGCAGUUCUAGCUAUGAAGGAGAAGCAUCUCUGUUUUGGCCUGAGCUAUUUCUUGACGAUGACUCUUUCUUUCCAUUGCUGCUUUAA